UUUUAGGUGGUCCAGGAAGCAUGAAAGGUAUCUUAACUCAAGAGCUUGCACAAGAGUUCGAUUUUAUCACUAUUGGAAUUGAGGAUGUAAUCUUCUCUUAUUUGCCUCAAAAAGAAGCUAAUACUGUUCAAAAUACUGUGGAAAUAAACGAACUGCUGCGCCGAAAUCCUGGCAUAAUUAAUCUUCGUUGGGUCCUUCAAAUGGUAGGAGCUAAAAUAGCCACAGCUCACACAAAUGUGCAGAUUUAUUGUGGAUAUUGUUCCAGAAUUGUCAUUUAUUCUAAAAUCUGCAGCGUUUACAGCUCUGGAUCAUAGG
Messenger RNA from Meloidogyne enterolobii, 315 nucleotides. The record is from the annotation of a GenBank genome assembly. Lineage: Eukaryota; Metazoa; Nematoda; Chromadorea; Rhabditida; Meloidogynidae.